Messenger RNA from Nicotiana attenuata, 817 nucleotides. RefSeq lists its product as uncharacterized. The transcript is spliced from 2 exons. Bases 1 to 543 code for a protein of 180 amino acids. The record is from RefSeq and is a predicted model, not a curated record. Lineage: Eukaryota; Viridiplantae; Streptophyta; Magnoliopsida; Solanales; Solanaceae.
AUGUCCACCACCAUUUCUACCAUUGCCUCCUCCACUUUCACCAUACCACAGCUGCCCACACCCUUUACCAACCCCUCUUCUUCACACCAAAAAGCAACCGCCAGCCCUUCUCCAAACAACCAGCUGCCGCCAAGCUCCCCCCUCCUCACCACCAAAUCCUCCGCCACCCUCCUCUCUAACCCCCAUCGCCGAACCCUUCUUCUUCACCCCACCCAUCUCCAGCCGUCACACUUCUCCAGGAGCAGCCCCCUAUUGAUUAAAACUGAAAUGAGUCCGAGUUCUUCAUUUCAACAAAACACCAUUAAUGGGGGCCUUAUAAAGCUUGAAGGAAGACAAAAUAAUAUGGAGGUAAAACCAGCAGUUGCCGUGAGGGCCAUCCUUGUUGGAGGAAUUGCUGCAUUUGCAAAAAUUGGCGGUGCUGUUAAAGUUGCAGGAGGUAUAAAAGUAGGUGCAGCUGCUGCUGCUAUGACUGCUGCAGCAACUGCUGCCAUUUCAGGAUCCAAACAAGAAGCAAAAACUGCUUCUCAGCACUCAUCAAAAUGAAGCUCUCUCUGAAGAAUGGUGUAGAGCUAGUGAUUCCCAUUUCAUCUACUGAUCCUUUUCUUUCAAUAUAAUGUAUUUCAGUAAGUUAUAGAAUAGUGGUGUUGCUAGUUGGAUAAAAUACAUAAUUGAUCAAGUAGCUCACAUACGAGUCUUGGAUUGUUCUGUACAAAUGGAUGUAGGAAUUUUUGAAGCGAAGUUUUUGUCAUCACUUUGUUCUAUAGUAUAUGAAUGUAUUGUGGCGUAUGAAUAAAGAAUAUUUGUGGCUUUACUGCUA